Messenger RNA from Plectropomus leopardus (leopard coralgrouper), 1590 nucleotides. RefSeq names its product chromosome 7 C11orf96 homolog (gene c7h11orf96). The record is from RefSeq and is a predicted model, not a curated record. Lineage: Eukaryota; Metazoa; Chordata; Actinopteri; Perciformes; Serranidae.
AGAGACUCACACACACAAAACGAGACCCAGACAGAGAGGAAAGGGAGAGCAGAGUUGAAACAGAAGCACUCACAUCGAGGAGUGAAGGACAGAGGCUGACCAGAGCAGCUCAAGAGCAGUUAUUCCUUUAAGACUGUUCAUCGUCAGUGUGACUCAACUUGGAGAUUUGAGGAGUGUUUGGCUUGACUUUGGACAAACUCUUGCUUUGCGGCUUCUGAGACAAAGACUUCUUCAAACCGGACAAAGCACCAGAGAGAGUAAGGAAAGGGAAGUUUGAGACGUGCACAGACAGUCAGCUGUCAUCUUCCAGCUGUGCCCAUACUUGGGGUUGCAUUAUAUUUCAACUAAUUCCGUACCAAUUUGGGCCUCUGUUCUACUAAUGGCUGCUGUGCGUCAGAUGGUUAUGGAGGCCUCUGGCUUCCACGUCCUGCCGGCCCACCUUAUGGCCUCAGCCAUGGAGGAGUUCCCCCAGCAGCUGCCUGUCCCCAAGUGCCCAGCAAGGGGCAAAAGCCGUUCCCGCCGCCCUCGUGAGGCUCGCUUCAAAACACAGCCCGUUACAUUUGCUGAGAUUGCAGAAGUAGAAGAGGAGGGGUCUUCACCACUUGAGGAGGAGAGGGCACGCCGUUCCUUCCUGCAGUCCCUGGAGAACCUGCGGCGGAGCACACAGACCCUCCACUGCCCACCGGCUGCCCACCACAGCUGCACCCCAACACCCACACAGGCCAGCCUGGACUCCAGUGACUCCGACUCCACUCAGUGAGGGGUGCUCUUCUCCUGGCACCCAUGUUCCUUGCUUCGCCUUGACGCCGCUUUGAAUGGAGGCCAACUGAACUGAACCAAACUGGCCUGUCUGCCAGCCUGCCUGUGUGUGUAAGCUGCUGCUGAAAGUCUGCAUUUAAUAUAUACUAACAUAUCAACAUACAGUGUAUAGCUCGAAGGUGCACAUCCGUAAAGAUCUUUACCAGUGCCACAAGCUGGUUAUACUGCUGUAUAGAUAUGAUGAGUGUGAAAGUAGCAGAUGACGCUGUGUUGAACACACCACUCUUCAGAUGUAUUCCUUUUCUACUGUAGAUGUUUAUGAGGAAAACUUGAAUGAUGUAAGUUGGUUGAUAUUUUUCCAUUUUAAAGUUAUAUGGGUAUUUUCGUUUCAAUCCAGAUUUUUCUACUUGACCAGUCAUCAUAGAAAGGACUGUUAAGUUAGUAUUGUGACUUACCACACUGUAAAUAAUUUGACGUAGCAAUGUGCGGAGCGUCAGCAGUGACUUGGCCGUCACUGAAGCAACAGAGUACCGUUGCAAAGCUUUGUCAGGAGUUCAGUCUCUUGUUUUCCAGCUUCACAGUGGAUGAAAUCUCUGCUCUUGCUUUGAUUCCUGAGCAAAAGAAAAUGCCUUUCUAUAUGUCUUUAUUUAUUCUCUUAUUUUGUUCAUAACCAAGUGGAGUUGUAGAUGUGAUAUUUUAUUGCUCUUUCUGACUUCUAAAGUCACCUUGACUUUCAAAGAAAAUCAUAACCUUUAUACUUUAUAUUUGUUUUACUUUAUACAUAUAUGUUACAAUGUUUGUUAUAUGUACUUUAAUAAAUAUUUUCAAGUA